UUAUAUGCAGCUUCAGACGCGUGUCAGAUUUUUCAAAACAUGGCAGACUUUAUGAAGUUAUUCGUGGCACAGGCUCAAGAAAAUUUAACAGAAAAUGCAGCUAAUGCAACGACGAAGACGCCGGGCACUCCUGAAGGUAUGGUCGUGGCUUACGGGAGUCUCGUGAUCAUGGCUAUAUUGCCAAUUUACAUCGGUUCCUUCCGAUCCGUAAAUUUCCAUAAGGAAAAUAAAGCUGAGAAGAUGACUACGAAAGAUGCAAUGAUGUUCCCCAUAAUGGCCUCCUGCGCUCUGUUCUCUCUUUACAUCGUGUUCAAGCUGUUCUCCAAAGAGUACAUAAACUUACUGCUGACCGGUUACUUUUUCUUUUUGGGCAUCUUGGCCCUCACUCAUUUAUUAAGUCCUUUGUGUAGUAAGCUGAUGCCAAGCGCGAUUCCCUUCGAACAGUACAAUCUGUUGUUCUGUCAAGGCACAGGCAGCAAAGCAAAAGACAUUAUAAACUACAAUUUCACGUCUUAUGAUGUCGUCUCCUUGGCAUGCUGCUCGGUGUUCGGUGCUUGGUAUCUGUGGCAAAAGCAUUGGAUUGCCAACAACCUGUUUGGAUUCGCUUUCGCUGUAAAUGCUGUUGAAUUGCUGCACUUGAACAACGUUGUCACCGGUUGCAUUCUGUUAUGCGGUUUAUUCUUGUACGAUAUCUUCUGGGUGUUCGGUACAGAUGUUAUGGUAACCGUUGCCAAAAGCUUCGAAGCUCCGAUCAAACUAAUUUUCCCGCAAGAUCUUCUCACCAACGGAUUAGCUGCCAACAAUUUUGCUAUGCUUGGUCUGGGUGAUAUCGUCAUCCCCGGCAUCUUCAUCGCCCUGUUGCUUCGAUUCGAUCAAAGUCUUAAGAGGAAGACGAAUACCUACUUCUAUGCGACGUGCUUCGCUUAUUUCUUAGGUUUAAUGACGACCAUUCUGGUUAUGCACAUUUUCAAACACGCUCAACCCGCCCUUUUAUAUUUGGUACCUGCGUGUUUAGGAACGCCCCUGUUGCUCGCUUUGAUUAAAGGCGAUUUGAAGACUAUGUUCAAAUACGAAGAUACUCCUGAAGAGCAAUUGAAGGAGGAAGCCGAGAAAAACAAGAGCGAAGUCAAGAAAGUGAAAUAAAUUAACCAGGAAAUUCUAUAUGUA
This is a messenger RNA of Nicrophorus vespilloides, 1167 nucleotides long. RefSeq names its product minor histocompatibility antigen H13. The record is from RefSeq and is a predicted model, not a curated record. Gene Ontology annotation, biological process: membrane protein proteolysis. The transcript has 5 exons. Gene Ontology annotation, cellular component: cytoplasmic side of endoplasmic reticulum membrane; lumenal side of endoplasmic reticulum membrane; membrane. Lineage: Eukaryota; Metazoa; Arthropoda; Insecta; Coleoptera; Silphidae. Bases 40 to 1143 code for a protein of 367 amino acids. Gene Ontology annotation, molecular function: aspartic endopeptidase activity, intramembrane cleaving.